AUGUCUGAAUUACCUCUACAUGAUCCUCUUGGUCGUUCCAGAACUGAAAUUAAAGUUGAAAUGACGAUGGCUGCUAUCGUCCUGCUCUCAGCUAUGUCUGGUAACAUGCUGGUUGUUUAUGUUAUCAACAGAGAUUCCAGGCUCCACAAGGUGACUAACAUGUUUAUUCAUAAUCUAGCAUUGACUGACAUCGCCAUGGCGAUGACAAGUAUGCCAUUCUGGAUAGCGAGUCUGUCCACGAAUACCUGGAAACUCGGUCAAGUUUGGUGUCAGGUAGUAGGAUCAACAUCACAUAUUUUGGCAUCUGCAUCUAUAUUCACGAUAGCAUUGAUAGCAUUCAAUAGAUACAUAAAAGUCGUAAAACCCACCCUGUACAGAAAAGUAUUUCCCAGCAAAAGAGCAGCUCGGCUGUAUUGUGUUUUCGUGUGGCUGGUUUCCAUUUUUCUGGCAACGCCUUAUCUUUUGGAUGGUCAGCGGUAUCAUACCAUAAGAAACUUGCCAUCUGUAUCCCAGAGAACAAUGUAUACAAAAUAA
This is a messenger RNA of Pocillopora meandrina, 534 nucleotides long. The record is from the annotation of a GenBank genome assembly. NCBI's taxonomy places the organism in Eukaryota, Metazoa, Cnidaria, Anthozoa, Scleractinia, Pocilloporidae.